Enterospora canceri is the source of this 181-nucleotide messenger RNA. The record is from the annotation of a GenBank genome assembly. NCBI's taxonomy places the organism in Eukaryota, Fungi, Microsporidia, Enterocytozoonidae.
AUGGUCAAUUUAACCCCAAUGUUUGUUUCACUAGCAUUUCUAAUGAAUGGCAUUUAUGCAUUAAUUGAGGUAUUGGAGCCUACAAGAAACUACAGAACAGCCAGUUUCAUCAUGGCCGCUAAGAAUACGGUGCAGUUCAUGACUGCUUCUGUCUAUGGCCUGACAAAAACAAGCAAAUGGG